AUGUCAUUAACAGUACGACAACCUACUGAAGAAAGUUAUUGGAAUUUUAAAGUGAACUCGCAAAACAAUGCUAUAUCAACAAUGUCCAUAAUAUCACAAACGGAUUCAUUAGUUGUCACCAAUGUCAACGAUGACAAACUUUAUAGUAUGGAUAUUAAUGAUCAAUUUAGAGUUGAUAGAACCAUUGUCACUGGUGUUGAAAUACCUGAUGUCAGCGUAGUAGAUACAUUUGAAUUCAAUUGUAUUGUAGCUGCCAAAGAUGUUGUAUCAUUAAUCGAUUUAGAAAUUGGUGAAAAAAAUUAUGAAUUUUAUAAUACCCCGAAAAGAGAAGAACGUGAUAUGGUUAGAAAUGCCAUUAUUGAUUGUAAAUUUAUUAAUAAUCAAUUAAUGGCUACUUGUGGGAGAAAUUCUCGAUUGAAUUUAUUUGAUAUAAGACUUAAUAAUAACAAUGGACCUGUUAGUGAUAUUGCCUUUGUUAAUUAUGUAGUUGGUGGUGACCAGAAUUGUAUUGGAUAUAAUGGAGAUUAUAUUAGUGUUGGUAAUUCAUUAGGACAAAUAUAUUCAUUAGAUUUAAGAAAUCUGCGAAUUAUUGAAGAUAAAGUUUCAAAUUCUUCAAUUAUAUCUAUGCAACAAUCAAAAGAUUCAUGUAUUUUCAUUGAUCAAAUUGGUGAUUUGAAAAUGUAUAAUAUCACCAAUGGUAAUUAUUUACUACUGCAAAAUGUUUCUGGUGGGGAACAAUUGACUAAAAGAGGUAAUAUUGAAUAUAUUAAGGAUCAUAAUAAGAUUAUUACUCGUUCAAAUACUAAUGACAGACAAGUACAAAUAUUGUCUAUUGGAGUUAAUAAUGAUACUAAUAAAAGUGGUAAUGAUUUACCUUAUUAUUGUGAACAAACUACCAAAACAAUCGAAGUUGAUAAAUCAAUUAAUGAAAAAUCUGCUAUUAAUUAUACAAAAUAUAAUAGUUAUUCCAAUAGAUUGAUAGCUAGUGAUGACAAAGGUACAAUUCAUGUUUGGAAUAAUGCAUUUUAA
Molecule: messenger RNA, 1029 nt
Organism: Candida albicans SC5314
Lineage: Eukaryota; Fungi; Ascomycota; Pichiomycetes; Serinales; Debaryomycetaceae
Exons: 1
Coding region: 1-1029 (342 amino acids)
Molecular function (GO): protein binding
Source: RefSeq, a predicted model, not a curated record